Messenger RNA from Mycena citricolor, 5136 nucleotides. The record is from the annotation of a GenBank genome assembly. NCBI's taxonomy places the organism in Eukaryota, Fungi, Basidiomycota, Agaricomycetes, Agaricales, Mycenaceae.
GUAAUACUCGUCAUUCAUCUUAUCACAUUGACAUCGGAGAUCAAUCCUAAUGUGGACACGCUGUGGCCUUCUCCAUCAGUGAUUCCUUUGUCUCCUUUGUCUCCUACAGCAAAGCGCCAUGCGCUGGAGCCCCUCGCCAAAACUUACCAUAGAAGGCUAUUUCGCCAGGCAAUCACUCUGGGUGGCUCAAGCACUGAUUUCCAAGGUGGGUAUCUUUCAGGAUUGUUUUGAUGGAUUGGCUCCCUCGACGCACUUUCUGCACCGUCCUCGGCUGUGGCAUAGCGUAUAAAGCUGCCAUGGACGCAAGCCUGGGGCCCAGUCUCUCCGCUCCCCCGGUCCCACUCUUUCCUCUAGCCGAUCGCGCUGCGAUCCAAGUAUGCCGAAAGCCACUACUUCUAGAGCUGCCCAGCGCAUGUCGCCCAUGAGCUCCACCCAGAAGAGCAGUAAAUCGGCGAUGCACUACCCUCCUCUCGAGCAUAUCUGUCUCCAUCCCGGAUGCGGAAAGAGCUGGCAACGGGCCUCCGAUCUUAGGCGCCACGAACCUGUCCAUCUCCCUGAUCCAGAGCGCAAGCAAAUAAAAAUGCGCUGUCAGGAGCCUGGGUGUUCCUACGAGACGAUACAGAAGUCAAAUCUGCAGACCCACUAUCGCUCCGUCCACACGAACCAGAAACCAUUCAGCUGUGAUUCUUGUGGCUACAGGACAGCAGACCCGUCCGGGCUCUCCAGGCACAAGAAGACGCGUAGGCAUAGACUCAAGCUUGCAGGCCUGCAGCUGGCAGAGUCGGAAGAGAUCGACUCCUCCUCCUCCUCCUCCUCUCCCUCUUCCCCCUCCUUCUCGCCCGUAUCCAUUCCGUCCCCUCUCCCCUCCCCAUCCUCGAGCUCUUCGUCGCUGCCUUCACCAUCUUCGAGCUACCUUGGCGUGACAUCCCCUCCCUCGAGUUCCCACCCCAAUUCAUCGCGUUUCUCAGCCCCGACUCUCCCUCUUACCUGGCCGAUGGCUCAUCAGCUCCAGCUCCCAUUCCUCAGUCCCGAUGUCGCGGUCUACCACGCGGAGGCCGACAUCUCUCCCUUCGACCCCGCGAUUUUCGAUCCCGGCUUGAGGCGCCUGGGCUCCGAUGGGAUGUCCCAUCUGCUCGAUAAGCACUCCAUCCCUCCGUUUCUGGAAUCGCUCCUGGAUCCGCCGGCACUCAACUACGAGACGGCGCAUGAGCCUCAGGUCUUCUUCCCUGGGGUGCCCGUUCCUAUGAACGACUCUACUCGCGACAGUAUUAACUGGAACAAGUUCCUGGACUUCGCAUCGAACGGCGGGCUGUAGACACUGCUCUCGCUUGUACACUGUACAUUUGAAGAUUAGCUCCGGUGUGUUUCUAUCUCCUGUAUUGGUAGCUCUGUGUGUUUCGUACGUGUAUAUAGGCUGUGGCACAUAUAGGCUCUGUGUAGUGUACUGUGUAUUAUAACUCCUCUAGAUUAUACUUAGCUAUUGCAGCGUUGCUUCGUGCUCGAUUCCGUGCGCCCAAGCCUCGAUAUGACAUGAAGAGAACCACGUCCCCGACAACUGAGUCCGCCAGUGUCGCAGAGAGAUUCCGAAGUGCCACCGGAACGUGCUUGAGCAAAACCCCCGACUCCGAGUCUUCACCCAUCGUGUCUCAAGUGCGCUCCGACGAACAUCAGUCAUGCCUGAUACGCAGGAUUUGUCGCAUGAAAUGUUCCCUGGGCUAAUCGCCUCGAUCGGAUUGACUUUCAGUUUGUGCCCGGGGUGCCAGGGCUCGUGCAUCGUAUCGGAGAGUUGGUUGGGUACGGCGUGCGAUGGAUGUCUCCUCCGUGGCACCAUGCUUUGGCUGACGCGUCGACUGCAGCAAGUCCCUCGGCCGAGUUCCGAGGCACAGGGAAUAUAAGCAGACAUUCAUCUGUCUUGCGUUCGGAGUGGUUCAUUCUGUACCAUCCGCAUUCGCUGAAUACGGUUGGCGGUUUCUAGGAAUUCAAGCGCACCACACAGAGAAGGAGGGAUCUUGUCUGAGUCCAUGCGUUAUCGAAACCGUAGGUAGGAUGCAAGCGGCGACGAAGUUUUGGUUCUCUUGACCCAGGAAUGUCAUGGUAGGACGAACGGACACAUGUGAGUGCAGGGAGGAUUCGCCUCGAGCGCGGGUAAGAAGAUAGAACCCGAGAAGGCAGAGGCUGUAGCUGGCAUAUACGUUGUCAUCGAAGGCGAAAAGCUUGGGCAAGGGUGUUACGUCUUGAAGCUGCCCGACUGUUUCGGUGCCCGACAUCUUGAGUGAGCAUCGCCAAGCUCCUCCCACAGAACCUAUGCCACUAACGUCCCUCUUCCGUACGCCGCCAGUGGCCGCUCGGAUCCUGACCAUCGGCAUUUGAUCUUCGUGCUGGGCACAUCGCGGCUGGACAGAAGGACCGAAUGGGCUUCUCACCCUCUCUCGACUAGGUAAUCUGGUGCUAGCAUCUGAUCGUGAGGCUUGUCGUUUGACCGAGAAGCAGAACGAACGGGGACGCAGUGGCCAUGGGCGGAAGGAGCGGAGCGUUGCGAUGUUCACCAAGUACAUUGACUUGAGGUAUCCUGGGCCGUAACGUGUGUUGCGGAAAAGCACGAGACGAAGAGUACGUGACUGCCCGUCUUGCAGCGUUCAUACGAUUCGGCGCGGACGUUACGCUGCGUUCCAAAGUCUUUCCGGACUCCGAGCGCUGGUUUCGGCGGCAAGCUCUCCGACAAAGCUCAUUAUUUGCGUCGUAAAGCCCGGACGAUCUUUUCCAGGCCGAGCGAUCAUAUAUUCCCGUAGCUUGUAAACCUCCCGCGUGCCCGAUAGCUAGUAGGCGCAGUGUCGUAAAGGGAGAGGGGACGGGUGAAGCGUGAGAUGGAUAAGCGAGCAGAAGCACGAGAGAGGCCAACUGCCGAUGAAGGAUCCGGUGACCUCAUGAGGGAGGGGCAACUCCAAUGCCGCUGAAAAACUUGAUGUGUACGACUGUCGUCCUCAUGCGUUUUCGAGACGUGUUGGGGCGGGCGUCCGGAGAUGCCUGCUUCCAAGGAGAUACGACGGGCCCGAGACGAGCGACUUGAGUCUGUCAUCUUCAGUGUGAUGACCCGAUCUCGUCCAUAUACAAUAGAGUCUGAGAGGCGUGUGCUUCCGCGCGCGCCAUUGACAUAAACUUCUUGCGAUGGUCUGGAGACCUGGUCAGUCCUAUUCCUGAAGAAAGGUGACGGGCACCCACAGCCAGGUGGAACGGUCGAAUCCAAGACGUGCCCAGGCUCGGUGUCGAUAAUCCUGCGUUUCACGGCGCUGACCAUGUGCGCUCUCGACUGGCCCUCCAGCUUCACAACGAGAAAUUCAGCAGCAACGAUCCCAUGUCCUGGCGCGUGUUCGUUAUACUGUGUUUUGCGCCGUAAGUGGGGAGGGAAGGUCUGAAGUCGAUCGAGGACCACAUCCACUGAUUCGUCGAAGGGUUGAGGAAGUCGAGACGGGGCGGAUGACACUUCGACUUCCAUGUCCAGGUCCAUGUCCAUGUCCAUAACAAAGUCUUCUGCGACUUCAGACAGAUACGAUGCCAGGUAAAUGUGAGGAGCGAAAAACAACAAUAUGCUGCGUCGAACCCUAACCCCAGACACGGACACGCCCUGCUUCACUUCUCUUUCCCCACCAAAAACCACGACGCGUCGCGCCGUGUAAACCGCUCAUGCCCUCCUCUCCAUUAGGCUUCUCUGUGGCCGGUAUGGCAUCCACGUCCCAACUCGGCCAGUCGCACAACCACGGCCAGAACCUGAACACGUGGGGCGGAGCGAAUCCUGGUGGCUCAUUGUCAAACUCCUUCACCGAUGCACUCGCCCAACCGCGGAGCCACUACCAGCCGGGAUACCUCAUGUCCGCUUCUCAAUCCAAUAAUGCCCCGGCCGGAUCCCAACGGCAAGACGAACCUCCUGUAGUGCCGACGAAAGCGAAGAUGAACCAUGUCUUUUCGCGCGGACCGGCGUCCGACUUUGGGAUGGACUCGAUGUUCCAAAGCACGAGACAACGUCAGGCCUUGCCUGAUGAGGACGCGCCUCCUAUGAGCUCUAUUAACGAUAUCCCGAAUGAGAUUUACGCCGACACCACCACGUCAUCUUUCCAGCCUCGCCUCUCCGCUUUGAACCCGACCUUCGCGCGUGGCCUUCGCUCACGGCCCACUCCCGCCCUGCAGUCGUCCACCGCCGAUCUACUGUACAUCAUAGUCUUCGGCUAUCCGCCCGACAAGUUCACCCUGACCGUCGACUACUUCAAGAAUCUGGGCGACGCGACCGAAGCCGACAAACAUCUGGAGAUCGUCAAUUGCUUCAAACUUGGCUACUAUGACCCCGCUGAUGCUGUGCGUGCCUUGCGGAAGAACGGGGAAGUGAUUAGUGGAACGUGGAUGGUAGGCGUCAAAUGGGCGGACGUCACCCAGGCUGAGACAAUGCUCGCCCAAGCCGUAACGCGGCGCAUGUCUCCGGAUCCGAAUGCGAUGGCCGUUGACACUCCUAGCAGGAAUGACAAUUCCUCUCCUUCUUACGGGGGCGGAGGCGCCAAUUCACCGCCAGCGCCUAUGGUAGGCACGCCGAUAAGGCUCGCCCCCGCUUCUUCCGCGUUCCGACGCACCGGGGCUCCGUCUGCACCUAUUGCUACGGCCCCCUCGACGCCCGUUGCUCACGCUUCCACUGCCGGCCCGGCGCCGUACGCCAAUGCCUCGCCGACUAAGGGGGUGCUGGGACAGGUCUCGGACAUGAUCUUUGGGUGGUAGAUACUUGCCUACUUUGUGCGGGUCUCAAUCUGUAUUCUGCGUUGUCGGGCAUAUGACAUUUCACCUCGCUCUGACUACUAUCGAUAUCCAUCACUAUCUCAUACUUAUCAAUCUCCGAGUUUUUCUCGUUUCCUGGUCGGGCCUAGGCCUUUUUGCGGGGGGUCUCCGCUCCUUUCUCCCGUUCGUUUCUCUCUCCCUGCUGUACAUUCUGCCGCCGAUGAGUCCGGGUCCAAUCACGCACGAUCGCCAUGGCAGAUGCUCGGUACCGGCAAGCAUACGGAACUCGUGGCCUGGGGUUGGCCCGGGGUAGUCUAAAGUAGAUACUAGACUCAAAUGGUGACUAAUCGCCUAAACUCAGUCUCGUGCAGCUGAAAAUCG